AUGUCUACUCCAGAGAAACCAGACACUACCUCUCACAAAUCAAAAAGCAUUGGUCAAUACAUCUUACUCUCCACACUGCGAAUAAAUGAAAACAAAUUAUCAACAAGAUAUUUAUGAUAUAUAAUGAUAAUUAUUAGAAUGAAAUCUCUAGCUUAUUCUUAUGAAUUUUUAAAUAAAUUGUAUUUCAAAAAAAUGGAUUUAAAAAACAUUAAUACCUCAAUAACGAUAUUGCUUGCAACAGAGGGGAGUUAGGAAAAACCAUCGGAGAAGGCACUUUUGGCAAAGUCAAGCUAGGUACCCACAUCUUAACAAGUGAAAAAGUUGCCGUCAAAAUUUUAGAAAAGGAACGAAUCAAGGAUGUAGCUGACAUUGAGCGUGUAGCUCGAGAGAUCCAUAUCCUCAAACUGAUCCGUCACCCCAAUAUAAUCCAGCUUUACGAAAUAAUAGAAACUCCAAAACAGUUAUUCCUAAUCAUGGAAUAUGCCUCUGGAGGCGAACUUUUCGAUUAUAUCGUAGAGCACACCAGAGUUGAAGAAAGAGAAGCCUGCAAAUUUUUCCAACAAAUUAUUUCAGGAGUCGAGUAUAUUCACAAGCUUGGUGUUGUACAUAGGGAUUUAAAGCCAGAAAACUUACUUUUAGAUGAAAACAAAAAUAUUAAAAUUGUGGACUUCGGGCUGAGCAAUACUUAUAAGCCUGAUGAGUUGUUAAAAACAGCCUGUGGAAGCCCUUGCUAUGCAGCUCCUGAAAUGAUUCAAGGAAAAAAUUAUGCUGGAUCGAGGGUUGAUCUGUGAAGCUGCGGGGUUAUUUUGUAUGCGUUGUUGGCUGGAUAUUUGCCGUUUGAAGAUCCUGAUACAGGAAAAUUGUAUAAAAAAAUACUCAGCUGCAGCUAUGAGUGCCCUGAAUGAAUAUCAGAGAAAGGAAAAGAUAUAAUUAGCAAAAUUUUAAACACAGACCCAGAAACACGAUAUACGAUUCAAGACAUCAGAAACCAUCCAUGAUAUAGGCUUUCUCAACAAAGCAGUUCUGAAGGAAUUCUGGUCGGGUAUCAGUCAAUACCAAUAAAUCUCGACAUUUUAAAUAAGCUUGAGCCAUUUGGAUUUGACUUGAACUACUGCCAAAGCUGCAUUGAAGCAAAUAAACACAAUAAUUUAACGACAGCCUAUUAUUUGCUACUGAAAAAAUAUCAAGCUCCUCCACAGGGCAGCAUGCCAUAUAAUGAAAAUAUUAAAUUCUUCUAGGCAAUUUGUCGAAAAUUUUUGAUAGUAAGAUAUUUUCUGAAUCCCCACUAUUUUCUAUCAAAUGUCUUAUGAGGAGAUAUCGAUUAUCAAAACAUUCUAUCAAAAAAGCAUGCUCCGCUUCCACAGUCGCCUAUUCUUGAUAAGCCAGCAAUAAUCCAUCCUCACAUAAUGCCAUUCCCACCAAGAUUUUCACUUGAAAUGAAUGCAAAGCCAAAGCACAGAAAAUAUAAAGAAAAAAGAAUUGAAAGCACAGGAGGGUCAUCUUCUAAAGAUAAAGAAUUGAUAUUUAUGCAGACACCGUUUACAGGAAAAUUACUAGGAAAAACUCCAAGAUCAGCUAGAAGAUCAGUUAGAGGAUCAUCACAUUCCCCUUUAAAAGCAAAGUUGACUAGUGAAAGAAGAUAUCAAAGUGUAGGGAGAAAGCACUCUAAAGAGCCUAGAGAAUCUAGAGAACCAAGAGAACCUUCAGAACCAAAGCCUAAGUCUAUAAGGCCAGCUAGAAAAGCAAAUUAUAGUGCUUCAAGAGGAAAUACACCAGGACGAAUCAAUAGUUCAGAUUACUCUAUGAAAUCUUUAGGCAACUCAAUAAGGCAGCUGCAUGUUGAUAACUCUUAUAUAGAGCAUAAAAGAAGGAAAGCAAAUGUACUUUAA
Messenger RNA from Blepharisma stoltei, 1889 nucleotides. The record is from the annotation of a GenBank genome assembly. NCBI's taxonomy places the organism in Eukaryota, Ciliophora, Heterotrichea, Heterotrichida, Blepharismidae.